UAUCUUAUCUUAACUCCUAUCCUCUCAUCAGACCAUUGUUACUUCAUACGACUAUAAAAGUAUGACUUCAUCCGUUGGGUUUGUUUCUGUGCACCCAUACAAACCAACUACUAUCCUCUCAUACAACCAACUACUCCCAUUUCCAUUUCACUUCUUCACUGUUAACAAUGGCUGAAACCGUUGCUUCUGCCCUCCUUGGUGUCAUUUUUGAGAAGCUAACCGAUGAAGCCUUCAAGAAGUAUGCUCGCUCUCAGAAGAUUCAUUCCGAGCUCAACGAAUUGAAGACCACGUUGUCCAACAUUAAAGCUCUGCUUAAUGAUGCUUCUAACAAGGAAGUUACUCAUGAAUCUGUUGGACUAUGGCUUAAUAGUCUCCAACAUUUGGCUUAUGAUAUUGAUGACGUACUCGACGAUGUGGCUACCGAAGCUAUGCACCGUGAGCUGACUCAGGAAUCAGGAGCAUCCACCAGCAAGGUAAGAAAGCUCAUCCCAACUUGCUGCACAAAUUUCUCACUAAGUCAUAGGUUGUCUUCCAAGAUAGAUAGUAUUACCAUCAAGUUACAACAACUAGAAAAACAUAAGUCUGAUCUAGGUUUGAUUGUGAAAGAUGAAAAGCCAAAAAGUACUAGUAGAGGCAACGAAACUUCUUUGCCAGAUGGGUCUAGUGUUGUUGGAAGAGAAAGUGAGAUAGAGAAAUUGCUGAACAAGUUGUUAGGGGAUGAUGGGUCAUCUAAGGAAAACUUUAGCGUCUUACCCAUAGUUGGUAUGGGUGGGGUUGGUAAGACCACUCUAGCUAGAGUUUUGUAUAAUGAUCCACAGGUGAAGGGUCACUUUAAUCUUAAGGCAUGGGUUUGUGUUUCUGAUGAUUUUGAUAUCUUUAAGAUAAGUAAAAUCAUUUUUCAAGCCGUGUCCGGGGAAAGGAAGGAAUUUGAAGAUUUGAAUCAACUUCAAAUGGAUCUUAUAAAGCAACUUCAGGACAAGCGAUUCCUACUAGUACUCGAUGACGUGUGGCAUGAAAACGAUGAUGAUUGGGAAAAGCUGGUGCGCUCAUUUCAUUCAUGUGCUCAUGGAAGUAGGAUAAUCAUGACAACUCGUAAAGAAGAGUUGCUCAUAAAGCUAGGUUUUAAUCAUCUAGAUUCUCUCAAGACUUUGUCGCAUGAAGAUGCUUUAUCUUUAUUUGCUCUACAUGCAUUAGGUGUGCAGAACUUCGACUCACACACAACACUUAAACCACUUGGUGAAGCUAUUGUGAAAAAGUGUGCCGGUUUGCCUUUGGCUUUGAAGGCAAUUGGAACGCUAUUGAAGGCAAGAACAAAUGAAGAAGACUGGGAAGACGUAUUCAAUAGUGAGAUUUGGAAUUUAGAAAAUAGUGAUAAGAUUGUACCAGCUCUAAGGCUUAGCUACCAUGAUCUUUCAUCAAAUUUAAAGCAGUUGUUUGCAUAUUGCUCCUUGUUCCCUAAGGGCUUUUUGUUUGAUGAAGAGAACUUGGUCUUAAUGUGGAUGGCAGAAGGAUUUUUUAACCAAUCCAAUGCAGCCAAGUCACCAGAACGCUUGGGCCAUGAAUAUUUUGAAGUUUUAUUAUCAAGGUCAUUUUUUCAACAUGCACCUAAUGAUGAAUCAUUAUUUAUGAUGCAUGACCUAAUGAACGACUUGUCCACCUUUGUUGCUGGAGAACUUUUUCUAAGGUUUGAAAAUCAUAUGACGACAGAUGCAGAAGCUUUGGAAAAGCAUCGCCAUAUGUCAUUUACUCGCGAGGAAUAUGUAGGCCACCAAAAGUUUGAGGCAUUUAAAAGAGCAAGAAGCUUGAGAACAUUGUUAGCGGUAUCUGUUGGGGUGGAUGAAAGUUCGGAAUCAUAUUACUUGUCCAAUAAGAUUUUGGUUGACUUACUUCCUAAGUUAACAUUGUUAAGGGUUCUUUCUUUGAGUUGUUUUGAGAUAAGUGAGUUACCAGAGUUUAUUGGUAAUUUGAAGCACUUGCGGUAUCUUAAUUUAUCUCAAACUAAAAUCACCGAGUUACCAAAGAAUGUUGGCAAUCUUUAUCAUCUACAAACUUUGAUUGUUUUUGGUUGUGAAAGUUUGACUAAGUUGCCUAAAAGCUUCAUAAAGCUUAAAAAGUUGCGACAUUUGGACAUAAGGGAUACCCCGCUUUUGAAAAAGAUGCCCUUGGGGAUUGGUGAGUUGAAAAGUCUGUAUACUCUCAACAAGAUCAUCAUUGGAGGAGAAGAUGGUUUUGCAAUAACCGACCUUAAGGGAUUUAAGAAUCUCCAUGGGAUGGUUUCUAUUGAGGGAUUGCAGAGAGUGCAAAGUGUAAUGCAAGCACGGGAAGUGAACUUAUCUCUAAAAGAGAUUACUAAAUUAGAGCUGAAAUGGAUUGAUGGGUCUGAUGGUUCACGAAGUGGUCCAAUUGAAAAGGAGGUUCUCAAUAUGCUCGAGCCUAGUAGAGAUAGGUUGAAAGAGCUUGCAAUUGUGUCAUAUGGAGGAACAGAGCUUUCAAAUUGGGUUGGUGAUCCAUCUUUUCAUAAGUUGGUUAAUGUUUCCAUACAUGGUUGUAGCAAAUGCACAUCUCUUCCGCCAUUUGGGCAGCUACCUUCACUUAAGGAGUUGUUUAUUGAAGGCAUGGAUGAGGUUAAAGUCAUAGGUUCGGAGUUAAUUGGGACUACAACUGUUGUUUCCUUCCCUUCACUUGAAAUUCUAAAAUUUCAAAAUAUGAGUGAAUGGAAGGUAUGGUCAACUAAUAACUUGGAUGCAGUGUUUCCAUGCCUUCAAGAGCUUCAUAUAAACAAGUGUCCCAAUUUGAUUGACAUUUCAUUGAAAGCACUACCUUCGGUAAGGGUUUUACGUAUAAACCGAUGUGGUGUUAAUGCGUUGAGAAGUCUCGUUCAAGCAGCUUCAUUAGUCAAUGAGUUACGAAUAGUAUGUAUUGUAGGGCUUACAAAUGAAGCUUGGAGAGGUGUUAUAAUGUAUCUUAAGGCAGUUGAAGAAUUAUACAUAUGGCAUUGUGAUGAAAUAAGAUACUUGUGGGAUUCAGAAGAGACAAAUAAGGUCCUUUUAAACUUAAAGGUAUUGGAUUUACGUAGAUGUAAAAAUCUGGUGAGUUUAGGAGAGAAAGAGGAGGAUAAUGUUGAGAGCACCCUUUUAUUAUCUCUCAGUCAUUUGGCGAUCUUGUAUUGCGAGAGUAUGAAGCAUUGUUAUUGUCCAAAUAGCGUCGAGUAUUUUAGUAUACAAGGAUGUAGUACACUUACACUUGUCUCCUUCCCAAGAGAAAUAGGAGGGGGGCAAAAGCUCAAGUCACUUAUGAUAAAUGAUUGUAAAAAACUAACCGAAGGGAUCAACAACACAAACAUGCAAAUGCUUGAAGUCUUGUUUAUAAAUAAGUGGACAGAUCUGAAAUCAAUAACUCAAUUUAGUAACUUCAAUCACCUCACCCUUCUCUGUUUAUCAAAUUGUCCGAGUAUUGAGUCAUUUCAACUAUCGAAUCUCACUUCAUUAAGACACCUUAUGAUCACAAAAUGUCCAAGUUUUUGUUUAUCCUUUGAUGGAGGGUUUUGGCCUCCCAAUUUAGUUUCCCUUUCCAUAGGGGGAGUGAAAGAGCAAAUCUCAGAAUGGGGUCCUCCAAAUUUUCCAUCUUCUCUCGUUGACCUAACUUUAAGUCAUGAUCUCCAUGUGAGUGAUUUUCGUCAUUUGUCCCAUCUUCUUCCGUCAUCUCUUACUUCUCUGAAUAUAGAAAUGUUUUUUAAACUGGAAUCACUUUCAACGGGACUCGAACACCUCUCCUCCCUUCAACAUCUCAGUAUUGAAAAAUGCUUCCAUAUGAAACAUCUGCCAGUGACAUUGUUGCCUUCCCUUUUGAGCUUGAGAAUUGCUUUAUGCCCAUCUCUUUCAUUAAGGUGUAAUGGAAAAGGCUCCCACUACUGGCCCCGCAUCUCUCAUAUCCCCUGCAUCGAAAUAAACCACAGCAAAGAUAUCAAAGAAAUCGCUGAAUAUGUUGCAAGAUAGUCAUGAAGAUUAAUUGAGCCGAAAGAAGAAAGAUAGCAUGUGGUUUAACACCUGAAGUACAUAUGAACCUUGUUUAACUUCGACAGGCUAAUUCUAAAAUCAAGCUAAUAAAAUUACACAUAGCCAAUUCUAACGUCUUUUUCUUUAGUUUAAUUGGGGGGUAUUGGAAUAUUAAAGACGAAGAUGCGACGAACUAUUUGGCCUCUGUUUGAAUAUCCAAAUCCACUUUAUAAGUAAUCUUCCACAAGCAACGGAAAACAAGCUCACUGGAUUAUCUUCUAAUGUCUUUGUUAGCACUGCCAAACCAUCAAGAAAAAGCGUUGCUAAUAUUACCCGUGCUACAUAGGUCUGAAUAAAGUUUCCAAAUUGCUGCUCUUACUGAUCUCAACCCCAACACGACUGGAAGAUCUUUUCAAAUUCAAAAAGAAGAUGAACGGAAGGCAGUUACUUGGACCCCAUUUCAUUUGGUCCCUGAAAAGGUUGAGUCGCCCAUGUCCACAGGGUGCAUGAUGAUUACAUGACUGAACUUGCCACACUGCAACAAGUUGAAGAGGAACACAUUCUCUCAAGGUUUCUGCAAAUCAACAACACACAUUCAAAAUACUUGAGAGAGAAGAUACUAAACAUUAUAAUUUAUGGGACGAUUUGGGGAGGUUCGGGAGAGAAGCAAAGAAGAAAACAAAGAGGAGCGAGGAAGGACAACAACGGGAGAUCGGGAACACCAUCCUGUCCAAUUCGGGACCGACUCAAAAUCAUCGGGAGGAGCAGGAUACGGGAAGCAUAUUAUAUGAUGUGAAGCAAUGGGAUAUAUGUAGCUUUUCAGCCUUAUGCAAAUAUGAAGGAUAAAGUUAAGAUUGUAGCUUACCAAAAAUAUGGUUUCAUCAAAUUGUUGCUUUCAUCCACAAAGCUCUUUUAAGUUCCAAGCUUUUCAGAAAACACAAGCAAAACAAAGAACUUAUUUGGGCUGGAAUUUGUGCAUAAUUUGGCAGAUGAAGAUCUUUGCUUCCGUUAUGUUAAGUUGCUACAUUUUCAAGCUGAACAAUGAAAACAACAUUGCAAGUACACAAUGAUGCAUAAUCUUUACAUUGAUGGUGAUAUGGAGCUGAUCCAUGAUUUAGCAUUCUCGUAUUUGGAGAAACUAGACGCACGGAAGUGGGCUACAAAAUGGUUCAAACUAGAAAGGGCAUAACUUUCAUGAUCACGUUCUAUUGAAUAAAUACGAGAUAUUCUCGUCUUAUUUAGCUCCCAAUCAUUCCUUUCUAUUUGCCUUUUUAUUAGCCAUUUAUUUAUUUACUUCCUAGUAUAGCUCCUGCUCCUUUGUAUUUAUUUCCGUUUCCUCUUCUUUGUCAUCACUGAGAAAUAUUGCAAUCAAUGAAAAGGGUUCAUACCAUUGAAAUUA
This is a messenger RNA of Helianthus annuus (common sunflower), 5394 nucleotides long. Its product is annotated as putative disease resistance RPP13-like protein 1. The record is from RefSeq and is a predicted model, not a curated record. Gene Ontology annotation, biological process: defense response to other organism. Gene Ontology annotation, molecular function: ADP binding. Bases 168 to 3995 code for a protein of 1275 amino acids. NCBI's taxonomy places the organism in Eukaryota, Viridiplantae, Streptophyta, Magnoliopsida, Asterales, Asteraceae. The transcript has 8 exons.